Molecule: messenger RNA, 9619 nt
Organism: Dermacentor albipictus
Lineage: Eukaryota; Metazoa; Arthropoda; Arachnida; Ixodida; Ixodidae
Product: cation-dependent mannose-6-phosphate receptor-like
Biological process (GO): protein targeting to lysosome
Cellular component (GO): endosome; trans-Golgi network; Golgi apparatus
Molecular function (GO): protein domain specific binding
Source: RefSeq, a predicted model, not a curated record
AGCGCUUCAGCCAGGUUCAGACGGUACUCGCAAUCGCAUCAUCGCAUGUCGAGCAAACUAUGCCAGCAUGUUUUCGCGCAGCGUAAACAAUGAGUUUCUAUGCUUCCUACUGGCCAUGUGUGCCUUAGUGCCGUGUAUCGUAGCCGAAACUCCAGGUUGCACGCUGUUGAACAAGGACUCGAAAUCGGAGAAGGCGCUUUUAGAAGGGUUGCACGACUUGAAGGGCGAAACUUUCACUGUCGAGGACAGGGUAGACGGCAAACUGAAGAAUAUCUACGAAAUCGGAGUCUGCGCGAGCGUGAAUAAGUCGGCGCCACAAGUAGGAGCGGUUCAGCAUGUCAUUGGCGAUAAAGGCAAUCAAACGUUUAUGUUAGGCCAGCUGAAUUCUACCACGCUAGCUGGAGCCCCUGGGUGGACUCUAGUCACAUACAGAAAUGGAGAUCGCUAUAAUGGAUCCUGUAACAACUCGUCGCGUGAAGUCCAGUUGGCAGUCCUCUGCAGUCCAAACGAGCAUCACGGCACCCUGCAAAUUGCGUCCAGUGGCCGUGCGGGAGAGACGGCGUGCUCUUUCCUUUUUGUGAUCAGCAGCAGUGUCGUUUGUUCGAAGGAGAAACAUGAGCAGCAUCAUCGUGGCCUCAGUGGCGGUGCUGUAUUUUGCAUACUUUUUUUCACAGUGGCCGGCAGCUACCUGCUCCUGGGUUUCCUGUACAAGCGCAUUGUUGUUGGAGCAAAAGGCCUGGAGCAGAUUCCAAACUAUAGUUUCUGGAAGGAUUGCGGCAACCUUCAAGCUGACGGCUGCAACUACAUCUGCCGAUGCCAGUGUGACUCCUCCGAUGAGCACCGCUCCUACCGGGACAUUGACGACAGGCCGCUACGUCCGGACGAAGACAGGGACGACCAGCUGCUUACCAUGCAUUAGCUCUCUUGGGUUCGUGAACAGCAUGCAUCGCCAAGUAGAUGUGUGGGUGAGAGAGAAGCAUGGAGAGGGAAAGCUUUGACUGCAGGCAUCUUGUAGUUAGUGCUAACAGACUUUACAAGCUGGUUGUUUUGUCGUCUAGGUUUAUAUAUUUCUGGAACCAGAGACAUUUUGGAAUCUGCUGUCAAAAUGUUUUUUUUUUUUCUUGGCAGUCUCUAUGGCAUAGCUGUUCCCUAUGGAAGGCCUUGCACACAGCCGCUCUAUGUCCCACCACUGUCGUGGGAAGAAAACAUGCUGUAGAUGCAGUGGAACAGUUUACAAACAACAGUGUGUGAAGCGGAGUGUGAAGGUUGCACAUCUACUACAGUUUCAAUAACUCUGCAUGUGAGACGACGUAAAAAUAAUUUGCAUCCUUCAGGUCUAGAAACAUAAACAGGUUUCUGGAUAGCUAAAAACUGGUGCCUGCGAGGACUUUCAAUGGGGGUUUUCCAUUGGGUCAGUUUCCGACGUGGGGAGCUUCAUCAGAGACAUAGUGACGGAACUGUAGAGGUGAAAACUACUUUGUUGGCAUCCCAGAGGAGAAACCAGCCAAGUGGAAGGCGGCGACAGUCAUGGGACGGUGCAGGAAACAGAUGUGUUAAUGAGGUUUACUGCUCCUGGAAGGGCCUUUCCAGUUUUUUGUUGCAUACAUUUACCUGAUCUGUGAUGACCAUGAAUGUUGGGGACCUGUGCCAAGGCUUCCCAUAGCACUGUGACAAUCAUCACGGGUGCUUUUCAUCGUGGCUUCACAUAAAUUGCUUGUGCCAGCCAAAGAUACUGAACGUGUAGCAAGGGUAGCCAAUUAUGUGCACAAAAACAGUUCACAAUAAGCACAAGCUCAGCUAUCACUGUUUAAGUUCAUCUGCACUGUGCAAUUUUUCUUUUAGUUCUCAGAGAAUCGAGCCUUGUCGUAUACUCGUGCACAUAUGGUAUGCAUGGCUGGGAAAGUAUCAUGGUUGUUAUACAUUUGCUGCAUCAAGCCCAAGCCUACUCUUGCACCAGCGUGGUUGCCGGCUUUCGACAAAAGGAGGGGAGGAGUUUUAUUCUCAGUCAGUCAAUUUUUGGGAUGCCUCCACUUUUGUUUGACCUGCCCAGCAUCUGGUGCACCGCUGUGCUGGAGCGGCAGGUGUUGUGGUCGCCAGCUUGGCCAGUCAGCGUUCACAGAAAAUGAUAUCCCUAAAAGUGAUGCCACUCCAGAAGCCUCCAAUUCAAACAAUGUGCAGGCUCAGCAGAAGUCGUUGCAACGGUCCUUAAAGCAUGAUGGCAUUUUCCCUAGUUGAACACCCUCAGUUCAGUUUUAUUCGGAAGAGGACAAGUUACGUUAGCUUUGUCUGGAAGUGUUUAGAUUAUGGUUAUGCUCUUGACUCGCACUUAGCAAGUACACUCUGUCUUCUUUAAGUAGACUCGGUGUGACAAUUGGAUGACCAGUUAGUGGGCAAAGAGUGGCUUGUGCUCUUUGCCAUUUUCGUGGUGUCGAGAGAGACUCCAGAGCAGCACUGGCAGCUGCAGGCAUGAGAUGACCACUCAAUUUUGUCCAAGCUGCAGAAGUUAACAGCAAUUUAAGAAAAAAGGUAACUUCGUCACAUAGUGUUGCCACUUAACUCAUCGCAACAAGGACGACCGUUCUGGUGAAAAUUGGGUACUUGAGCCUGUAUAUUUUUUAAUUUCUUGACUCGACCUUGCACUCAUAUUUCAUAAAAGUGAAGGGCUGCGGCACCUGUCUGCUGAAGUGGUCACCGCAAUUUGUUAACACCCCUCAGCAACUAUUGAGCUGCACUUUUUUAUAGGGCAAUUUUUCCAUCUACUCGAAGGCGCUGGUGUGGAAAGGUUCUUUUCAGCUGAAACUUUUCCGUAGAAAUUUUGAAGGAGCAGUGUUGAAAUGCAGCGACUGUUUCAGCUAAGGCUGCAGCUUCCUACUUUUUAGAGUUGAGGCGAAGUACAGUGGUGAGCUGAAGAACAUUCACAGAUACAGGGGUCACUACACAUUCUAGAGCUUGAUGCACCGUUCAUCACCAUGGUUACAGCUCUCAUGCACUUCCUGCUUGUCAAACCAUAGAGCUGAUUGUUUGCAUUGUAACCCAUGUUUAUGUGGCCAUGAAGUCAUAGUUACAACAUGCACAUGUUGUUCAUAACAAUGUGUAGAGCUCAUCACAUGUAUGAGACUUUAUAGGCAUGCAAUGCUGCCAUAUGGUGGCCACUAUAUGGCAUUGCUUAACAUUCUCAAAUAGGAGUUCGUGAGGUGGAGAUUGUCAGACAGCUGUCAUUCAAACACAUGUUCAUGUUGACAAACAUUCCAUGCAAUGUUAUGAAAGGCCCUGUGCUUGUGGUAUGUCCCACACGCCCUCUCUUUUUUUCUCUCUUCUGGACACGAGCAACUGCAAUUUAUAAAUUUCAGCCGAUCAAAAUGCAUGGUUUAUUGAUUGACUGAUUGCGUGGGCUUUUAUAUUGUAAAGACAUAAAACCACAGCCUAGAUAUGAGGGAUGCCAUAGUUGGUUGCUGCGUAAUAAUUUUCACCACCUGAGGUCCUUUAAUGGAAAUCUCAGCAGCUGAGAAGAUUGGACUUAAUACGGUUCAAGCUUUCAGAGGUAACAUGUUAUGUUUGCAGAAUGAAGAGUCAUGCUCUGCUGAUAAGCUGGGUAUGCACGCGAGGAAACUGCCAAGGCCAGCAUAUCAGCAGAGUGAGAGACUCUUUCAGCUGGCUCACUUCUGGUCAAGCUUUUUGAGCACAAGCACUUGCCGCUGCCUUCACAGUGAGCUAUGGUACAGGAAACAGGAUGUUUGAGGAGCCAGUUAAUCGUACAGAAUGCAGGAACAAUGCCAAACACAAGGACAAAUAAUGCCAUUUUCUCUGUGAUUAUCUCUGUUGUUUAUGUCUGGUGCCAUCUCCAUAUCAUGGUCUAGACAUUUGACAGGACAGCUUGUUUCAUUACAAAUUUCAGACCCUCCUCUUGGAAUUCCAGCACUCAAAAAUAAAUGGUGUGUUAGGCUUUCACUUUCGUCGGAUGGCCUCCACCACAUACUUUGUACAGCAAUUGCAUCACGACUUUAAGUGUGGCUGAGCCCAAUCAUGCACACUACGGGGGUUGCACCAUUGCAGAUACACUAAACUCUGCGAAAACGGGCAUGACGCCAAAUGUGCAAGUUUGUUUGAAGUAGCCAAAGUGAGCGAGCAUUAUUUGGUCCGUGACGUCUGGUUACUUAUUACUUGGACCUUCUUGCACGAUGAACCAGUAAGUAAUGCAGCUACCGGUCUGCACCAGUAGCGGAGGAAAAAAAAAAGAAAAAAAAAACAGAGCCGUCAAGUGCACUACUGCAGCUGUCAACAUUGGAGCGGGCCCGAUGCAAGCUACGAGAUGCUGUGACUGGAAGCUGCUGUGGAUCUUGGGCAAUCAUCCACUUCUCACUCUCACAUUAUUUUGUUCCAUCCUCUCUUGUUGCAUCUGCUGACCUCUGCAAAAGUGGCACACAACUUUAUUUCACUACACAAGUGUGCCACUCUAGCCACUUGACUUUUUCGUGCUAGUGUUCCUUUAGAAUUGGGCUCAGUUUGCUAGCAAUUGCUCUUUGGUCGCACCGAUGAGAGUUUCGGCCAUCUUGUGGUGAAAUUGUGAUUCCUGAAAAAUGUGUCCUUGGCCCAGUUGGUGUUUUCUGAAGGACAUGCUAUUUACCGUUUGGGAAACAAGUACACAGUACAGUUAUUGUUUACGUUACUUGCUGUGUAUUCAUCUCCGUAGUGGAAAUUAUGUCCUUUGUGACUGCGCGCAUACCUAAUUUAAGACUGUCCAAACAGCAUCAAGCAGCUUUGAGCUCGCUCAGUAAAUGCAGAGUUCGACACAUAGAGUGUAAAACUAAUGUAGGACUAACUGCAAGCUUCCAUGUGUCAUGCUCAUGGUAGUGAAACAGAUCAGGAAGUGAUGUACAAACAUUACAGUACAAGCACUUUCUAACGUUAUGGCACUCCAUCAAAUCUCUGAAAGUCCAGGAGGUUCGCAUGGCUUUAGAGAUAGUAGCAUGCCUUUGUCUUUGCAAAUGUGAUGCAUUAUGAUUUCGGAGGCCCGAGUUAUGGCAUACUGCCGGUCACUGCCGCUUGCGAUCAGAGAAACAGCUAUUAACUUGUUCACAAGAGCUGAAAUGCAUUCCAAAAUCCAAGUCUGUUUUGCUGCAUGAAAUUUUUGGCAUCGUAUUUGUGGCUUGGCACAAGUGAACAUCAAAACACCUGUCAAUGGUAUUCGCAUAGCAAGGGCUAAGAUAAGAGCAAGCAAGUGCCAGAAAUGCCCGAGAAGUUGCCUAUAAUGUUAUAUGUGUGCACCACCUAUAAGGGACAUAGCCUUAAUAUAGAUAAUUUUCAUGUUAUUUCUUUUGCCUGCACUGGAGCUGCACUUGGUUGCACAUCUUAUUUUCUUUGGGAGUUUGUGUCAGGCAAGUCUGUCUUAUAUUGCGCCCAUCUUCAACACCUUCAAGACAUUGUUUGCAUAAAAUGCCACAGGUACAAGCCAGAGCUCUUGUGUACAGCCCUUAAAUUAAUUAAAUGCAAUAGCUGAAGCAGGUGGCCUACAUAAAGUCCAGCCAAGUGGUAAAGGUCAUGUGGCUCAAAAGGCGAAAAAAAGCAUGCAGCUAGCACACUCCACGUAUGUACACUUGGCCUCAAAGGCUUACGAGACAUGCGCUCUACAGCAAAUGUCAAUUUCUGUAUGGUUUGGUACUUCUAAUUUGGUAGAUCUCUGCAUAGGCCAUAAAGGCUAUUGCAUAAUGAAAUUUUGAAUUCAAGGAUGCAUGUCCAAGCUUCGCUUCGCAGAAAAUUUUGAAAAAUCCCAUGUCCCAUAAACUUUUGUAGCUGACCGUACAUUUUUUUUUUUUAUAUUGGGCAGAAGCGGAAAUUUACACGAGUCCUCAAAUUCAGUGCACCAGACAAUAUGUGUAUUGCAAUGCAAUCGCACUGUCAACUUUAAUUCAUUUACGGGUGUGCGUAUGAGUGCAAUUAGAUAACGCUGUUGUGAGGGUUACAAGAAUAAUAUGUUAUAGGCCAAAUUGAUUGUUACCUGUACUGCAUACUGUGAGUGCACAGAGGCCUUCCACUUUAAUUUCUCUGGUGCUAAUGACAAUAGCACUCAUGUGUAUCAAAUGCACCUGCAAAGUCCACAUCAACUUCUCAGUUGAGUAUAGAUAUUUAGGUGUCGAUGGUUGUGAGGCUGUCCUGUAGUGUUUCAACCUGCAUAACAAACUUUUAGUACACCAGUGCCACCACCGAACAAUUUUUAUUGGAAGCCAAACUGACUGGUUACCAAAUUCCAAUAACACCAUCUUCUUCACUUGGCAAAAAAGCACAUGUAUUAGCACUUCACAAGCACUUGACAAAAUGCUGUAUUAUUACUAUUUUUUGCACAUACUGCAUUUUGUUGAAUUCCACUGCUUCGAGGGAGAUCUGUAAACAGGUAUGCUUAGUGCAUGUCUUAUACUGCACGGCUGUGUUCUAGGUGGUCGUAUUUUAUAAACGAACUACAUACGUCUAUAUUCAUCGCAAACAGGCAAAGGUAAUGGCAUGAAGUGCAUCAAGGCCUCUCUAUUCAUGUGUUUCUCCAGUAAAAAUAUAUUGCCAGAGGCCUUAAUGGCAGUGACAGUCUAAAGAGACUGCCAGAAAUUACUCAUAUUGCUGGCAACGCUCCCAAAUGCAGCUUGUAGUAAAGAUUAAGCUAAGAGCUAACCUAAUGCUUAGUUGUGAGCAAGAAGGCAUGCCGGUCUUUAUCCUUCCAGCAUCACCGACGCAUUGGCACGUUUCCGCAUUUAUGUCCCGUCAAGUUCCUUUUGUCGAAUAGGAAUGCGAGGACCACACCAAUAGAGCAUUUGCCAUUAUGUGUAAAUUUUUAAUUUCUUUAUAACCAAAAUUAACCAUUGUAUUCGUUUUGUAAUAACUGGGAGGGAAAAAAACUACACUGAAAGGGUUAAUCAACAAAUGGGUUAUGUUUCCUACUCAGUAAUGAUAGUUCUUAUUUGGUUAGUGAAAUAUGCCACCCUUCGCAAAGCAUUUGUAAAGCAACAUUGUGCUUGUCUAAAAGCAGUUCAUUCCUUGCGCAGCACUUUAAUUUCGCCUGUUAUGUACUUCAUGUGAUCUCCGAUGCUUUACCAGUAUUAUGCCAUUUAUUGGAAUCAAAUUUGUUUGCAUAGGCCUGUUGCAAGAAGUCCAAAUGCAUUCUCAUAAUUUUGUACGUUUUUCCUAUUACUUCCACUAAAACAAACCUGGAGAUCAGAUAGCUUCAUAUUUGCAGAUUUCCAUGCAACUAUUGAAAACAUGGAGUCAAAUGCGCGUGCAAUCUUUUGCUCUUGUUCAUUGGUGGAAUUGAAAUUUAAAAAAUAAGGCCUUGCAACCUGAUGCCAUUACACUUACCUGUGUGGUCUGAAUAUAAGUUGAUGUGACAUUCUUGGGUUUGCCCGCACGUAUGAAAUGAAACUACGCAAAGCAGUGAUGUAAUUGAAGUAGUGUUCUGCACUUUAUGUCCAUGUGCUGUGUAAACAACCUAUUAUAGGCUUUUUUUUUUUCAUGACAGACCAUCAGUGUGAUGGCACAACUAUUUUGCCAACUUAUUAUAGGUACUGGAGUUCUCACUUGUGUCAUAUUCUGUGGUGGAAUUCUAUGUGUAUGUCAUGAAACUGUUUGCUUUCCAUCUCGCAAAUCUUUUGGCCAUUAUAAACUUGGAACUGAAUGAGAAUUCACCUCUAGCAGCAAAAGACCAGUUUUAUUCACUGUAAUGGCUAACUCGGGUGUUGGAAUACCAUGGAAGCAUUGGCAGUUCUUUCAGUGCAAGCACUCUUUCCCUGCUUACUGUGUGGCACAAAAUCCGAGGGUAUCCGUGGUCAGGGACAGUUCAAUACGAAAUUCCUUCAGACAUUGCCCACAAAGUGAUUAAGAAACAUUGAUAGGUUUCAAAAUUGAUCCGGAGUACGUCCAAAGUAUGCAUGAUGAAGAGUAACGUUUGUCCUAUAGCCAUAUGCAUCAUUUGCAGCAGUUCAUGUGUGGCCUUUGAGAGGUAUGCUCAGAGAAGCAUAUAAUAAAUUGGCUGCCUGGUUAUCAUACAACCUAGCUGAGUACUACUCAUGAACCAUAUACAUGUGGGUCAGGUUGGUUUUAAAUCCAGCAAUGUCAUUUUAACACAGUCCUUUGACUACUGACAUGUACCAGAUUCUCUUGAGCCUGUGUGCUGUCCCACGUCAAGUCGGGUGGUGCAAAACUUGUGGCUUCUGUGAUUCCAACAUGUUGCUGUAAUUUCAAAGGCCACAAUGUAAAUGAAAUAGCUGGUUUCUCUCUUCUUCAAGAGACUUGACUCUUCAUUGCAUUCACAGACACUUCACUGAGCCAGUAGAACAAGUCGAUAAACGUUGUGGCUGGUUUGACUCAACUCAGUGAAGCAGCUUGACCCGACUCCGCGUGGGACUGCUCGACAGUGCAGUCCCAUGAACAGUCGGCCACGAAAGUUUUUAGGACGUGGAUUCUGUGGCAAAUGUGAAUUUCUGCUCCAUCAAGGCAUAGCACUUCUAAUUUAAUAGAUUACUGUGCAGGUUGCAGAGGCUAUUGCACACUGAAACUUUGAAUUUGAGGCUAUGUGGCCAGGCUUAACCAAGAUUAAGAUUUUUCACAAAUACCAUGUCUCGUAAGCUUAUGUGGCCGACUGUACUGUGUCUUAUCGCUUUUGCCUGUGGUACAAUGAUUUGAUGAUGACCUACCAACAAGCUCGUAUACAGCCACUCUCAUUGACCUAUGAGUUAUAUGUAAACCAUCAAAACAGUAUAAGGAGGAGGCCUGUGUUAUUGGUGCAGUGGAAAGUAGAGUUGAACCUCGUUAUAAAACAUUGGGUAUAACGAAAAUGCUUUUGUUGUAUCCAUUAUUGUGGUAUAAUGUGUUUCAACUGUAUUUCCUUUGGUGGACCUUGCUGACAUAGUCACAUGGCUUCCAAGACUUUUGAAGUACCAUGUAAAAUUUUGAUCUGCACUUUGUGUUAGCUGUAAUACAUUUGGAUUGCUCUCCUAGCAUUGGCUGAUACACUCAGUUUUUUUUCCCUCUCCCCUCAACCCCCACUUUUUAUGUUGGUACCUCGGUAUUGUACACUUUAUACUAGUCAUACAAGAACAUGCUGUGGUGUUUCUAAUUCAUUUGUAGUUUUACAUAAUGUUCGCACUUCCAGGUUUUUUGUUGUGUGAGUUCAUGUUAUUUAAAUUUCAUAGAAACCUUUGCCGCAUUUUAACCUAGGCUAAGAGUUUUCCUAGCUCUGAUAUGAGAAGAGCUGCCGCCAAUUUUAAUGUAAGCGCUUGACUGAAGCAAGGCACAUGUGUGAACAACAGCUUCUGCAAUUCAAUAGCAUUCGUUAGCUGUGACAGAACAGGUCAUGGCCUGUCGUUAUUUGUGCAACAAAAGUAUGAUUGUUGCAUUUGAAAUGCUGGACAAUUUUAUUAUCGUGCUUUGUGCCUGGCUUUAUCUUUUAUCAGUGUCAUGCUGUAGCAAAAUUGGAUUUUUCUAGACUCUACGUGCUUCUGUGUUGAUACUGUGUGGUCUUUUGGAUGUCACCAGCAACUCGGCGUGCCCGUUGUUUCAAAUAUGUUGGCACUGUUUCCAUUUGCUUUGCCUGGUUGCAUGUACAAUUGGUUUUAUGGAAAUAAAUGUGGAACACAUUGAA